Prunus avium (sweet cherry) is the source of this 3754-nucleotide messenger RNA. Its product is annotated as TMV resistance protein N-like. The record is from RefSeq and is a predicted model, not a curated record. NCBI's taxonomy places the organism in Eukaryota, Viridiplantae, Streptophyta, Magnoliopsida, Rosales, Rosaceae. Gene Ontology annotation, biological process: signal transduction; defense response. Gene Ontology annotation, molecular function: ADP binding; protein binding.
AACUUUAUUUUGCUUGACCAAGAAAUUAAGAACAUAUAUUAGCUGCUUGCUUAUAUCAAAUUAUCAUGAUAUCUCAGCUGAGAAACCAGCAACAAGUCAUCUGAUAUUUCCCUAGAUCAUAGGCAAGUUUAUUGCAUCUUUGUUCAUCCAUGGCCCUUGUAAGAUCUCAAGAAGCCUCCACUUCUGAUACUAACUGUGGUUGUAGUUAUCACGUGUUCUUGAGCUUCAGAGGUGAAGACACUCGCAGGACUUUUACUGACCACCUUUAUACAGCCUUUGUCAAUUCAGGGCUACAAACUUUCCGAGACGAUGAUGAACUUGAGAGAGGGGAAGGGAUCAAGACAGAGCUGGAGAAAGCAAUCCAACAUUCACGAAGUUCUGUCAUUGUGUUCUCGAAAAACUACGCGUCUUCCAAAUGGUGCCUUGACGAGCUUGUGAAGAUCCUUGAACGCAAGAGGGCCUCUGAUGAGCAUGUAGUUUUACCAGUCUUCUAUGACAUUGACCCAUCUGAGGUGAGGAAGCAGACAGGAAGCUUGGCAAAAGCAUUUGCUAGACACCAACAGAACCGAUCUUUGAACAAGGACAGGAUAAGCGGAUGGAGAGCAGCACUUACAGAAGUUGCAGAUCUGGCAGGGAUGGUCUUACAGAAUGAAGCUGAUGGGCACGAGGCAAAGUUUAUUAAGAAAAUUGUUAAAGUGAUUGAAGGCAAGCUAAGUCGCACUCCCUUAAGUGUUUCCCCUUACCUGAUUGGAAUCGAUCAUCGAGUGAAAGACAUUAAUUCAUGGUUGCAAGAUGGAUCCUCCAAUGUUGGCAUAUGUGUAAUUUAUGGGAUUGGUGGAAUAGGGAAGACAACCAUUGCGCAAGUUGUUUACAAUUCAAAUUUUUCAAGAUUUGAAGGAAGAAGUUUCCUUGAAAAUAUAAGGGAAAUUUCUGAACAACCCAAUGGAUUGGUUCAAGUACAAAUGCAACUUCUUUCUGAUAUUCUGAAUGGGAGAAAAGUGAAAAUACACAAUAUUAGUGAGGGGAUCACUAAGAUUAAAGAUGUCAUAAGCUGUAAAAAAGUACUUCUUAUUCUCGAUGAUGUGGAUCAUACGCGCCAAUUAGAUGCGAUACUUAGAAUGAAAGAUUGGUUUUGCCCAGGAAGUAAAAUCAUUAUAACAACUAGGUCUGUGGGGUUGUUAAAGGCUCAUCAAGAUGUUAAGGUGCAUAACCUUGAAACUUUAAAUCAUGUUGAAUCAUUGGAGCUCUUUAGUUGCCAUGCUUUCGGACAGGACCAUCCGACUGGAGGUUACAUGGAACUUUCAGAAAGCAUAGUAAAGCACAGUGGAGGGCUUCCUUUAGCUCUUCAAACUUUGGGUUCUUCUCUAUCAGGGCAAAGUAUAGAUGUAUGGGGAAGUGCAUUAAAGAAAUUGGAAGUUAUUCCAAAUAGUGACAUCAUGAGUAAGCUCAGAAUAAGCUACGAUUCUUUACAAGAUGACCAUGACCAAAAUCUGUUUCUCCAUAUCGCAUGUUUCUUUAUUGGAAAUGACAUGGAUGUUGUUGUCACAAUACUAGAUGGAUGUGAUUUCUUUACAACUGUUGGCAUGCAAAAUCUCAUCGAUAGAUGUUUGGUAACAAUUGACGAGUAUAAAAAGGUGAAGAUGCAUCAAAUGAUUCGUGACAUGGGAAGAGAAAUUGUUCGCCUCGAAUCGAAGCAGCCUGAGAAGCGUAGUAGAUUAUGGCAUCAUAAGGAUUCUCUAAGUGUAUUGAGAGAAAAGAAUGGUUCGAAAAAAGUUGAAGGACUUGCCCUGAACAUGCAUAUGUACCCUGUAGAAAAUCGUUCAAGAAAUUCGAAUAAGGUGGUCUUGGAAACCAUUGCAUUUACAAGGAUGGUGAAACUAAGAUUACUACAGCUUAGUUCCGUACAACUCAAUGGAGGUUAUGAAGAAUUUCCUAAAGGUUUGAGAUGGUUGUAUUGGCUUGAAUUUCCUUUAGAUUCUAUACCCUGUGAUUUUCUUUUGGAGAGCUUGGUUGUUCUUGAAAUGCACUACAGUAGCUUAAGAAAAAUCUGGCAGGGAACAAAGAGUCUUCCAUCUUUAAAGAUCCUUGAUCUCAGCUAUUCCCGUCACCUCAUCGAAACCGGGGAUUUCUCUUUGGUCACCAAUCUAGAGAGGUUGAUUCUUAAUAAAUGCAGGAGCUUGGUUGAUGUCCAUGAAUCCAUUGGAAACCUGGAGAAACUUGUUUACUUGAAUAUGAAAGAUUGCGAAAAUAUCAGAAAGCUUCCAAAGAGCAUUUCUAUGCUAACAUCACUUGAAACACUUAUUAUAUCUGGUUGCUCAAGUCUUAAUGAGUUCCCAAUGGAGAUGGGGAAAAUGGAAUCUUUAAAAGUGUUUCAAGCAGAUGGGAUUCCGAUAGAUCAAUUACACACUUCCACUUUACCCUGCAAUUUAGUUGUUUUAAGUCUAACAAACUGUAAUCUCUCUGAUGAUGCUUUCCCAAAGGAUUUUGGUAACUUAUCCUCGUUGCAGAGCUUGGAUUUAAGUCAUAAUCCAAUUCGCAGCUUACCAGGUUGCAUCAGAGGCCUUACCGGGCUUGAUCACCUUGCAUUUUCCCAGUGUACGAGGCUCAAAUCGCUUGUAGGGCUACCACAAAUAACAGAACUUGUCGCGAUCCAUUGUGAGUCGUUGGAAAGAGUUACAUUUCAAUCAAUUUCGUGUCUACCAGAAAAGUUUAUUUAUGGUUACAACUUCAAGCUAGCUGAGAUUGAGUACUGGUACAAGUUAGAACCCAUUGGAAUGGUGGAUGUUGAAAUGAGAAAGCUCUUGGGCUUGUGCAACUUGAAUUCCACGGAAGCCAUUAGGAUGUACACCCCAGAUAGGCUCUCUUCAGGAGCUGGGACUAUGCAUCCCAUCCAGGGACUGCAUGAAUAUGGUAUAUUCAGCACAUUUCUUCCUGGAGAUGAGGUUCCAGGACAGUUCAGUGACAGAAGUGAAGGAUCCUCAGUGUCUUUUACUGUGCCUCCUUUACUUCCCAAUCUUCGGAUUCGAGGCUUGAACAUCUUCACUGUCUACACAGAGUGUUACAACGGUUAUUCCUCCUCUAGCAUACCUAAUCCACUGCUUAUCAGAGUCUGUAAUAAGACAAAGGGUCUGAAGUGGAUCUAUACACCAUCAUGCCAUGGCGUUCCAGACAACGAAAAACAAGUGGUGUGGUUAAGUCAUUGGAAGUUGGGGAGUGGAUUGGAAGGCAGCGAUGAAGUUACUGUUUCAGUGUUUACGAAACCUUUGUUUUGGGUGAAAGAAUGCGGCAUCCAGCUUGUGCAUGAGCAAGAAACCGAGAUGAGUACUCAACACAACACUACAGUUCCUAGUUAUGCAUCUGCCAUUGGUCGGGAUUUGUCAGAAUUUAUUCCAGGAACAUACUACCUAGGGGGUGGACCUUUUCUCAGACUAACUAGAGAAGAUGUUUUGGGUUGGAAAAAGGAAGUUUGGUUCAAUGACAUCUCUGGAGACUCUGAUGAAGGAACAGACAAAGAAGAAAUACAGCAGGGUGACGAGCCGCUUGCGCUGGUAGCAGCAGCCGAAACAUUAGUAGAAGCAGAGAGGGCGAGCAGAGGCAACAAGAUUCUCAUUAUGACUGCAGUCUUCUUUCUCUUCCUUUCUCUAAUCUCUCUUCCUUCUCUGUCUUUCCUGUCAAAGUACUUUAUCUGAAAUCUGAAUAGGCGAUCAAUCUUGGUGGGGGGUUUAUUUGUUUGUAUGUUUUUGUUAAUUAUCUG